AUGCAAAAAACACUCAUCAAUACACCAAUAAACUUGAAGUUCAAGGAUGGAGAUCUCCAACUUCAGUCGCUCCAGCAGAUAACAUCAGUUCCUUAUAUUGCAGAACUAUAUUAUGAGAGAUUAACUUUAAUAGAUGAGUUUCUUGGUUCUGACAAGAAAAAAAUUGGUUUUAUUUUUUCUAGUUAAACAUUUAUUAAUUUUUAUUAAAAAGUAAAAAAUAAUUUAAUUUUUGCGAUUUUUCUCACUUCAACCUCCUUCACAAACAAAAUUUUUUUGCUCGCUCACGAGAUUAAUUAUUUUUGGAAAUUUAAAAAAAAUCCCAAUUUGAAAGCACAUAUUAAUUUUUUUGUAAAAUUUAUAUUUUGCAAUCAGCCUAAAAUUAAAAAAGAGACUUUAUUAUACUAAUUAUCAUUAUAUAUUAAAAUCUUUUUCAAAAAAAAUUUUAAAAAUUUUUUUGUUCGCUCGUAGAAGAUGGGUUUUACCCCAAAAAUAGGAAUUUUUCUAUGGUUUUGUUUGCUCACGGAGGUGAGAGUUAGGAAAAAUAUCUGAUGGAGAGUUUCCCUUACUUGAUUUUCCUUUUCAAUGAGUCAAUGGUGACUCACAUUUGUGCAUUAUUCAGCGAAGUCACAGAUUCUGAUCAGACUAAAGCCUCACUGCACUUUAUUGAAAGAAUGCUUUCACAAGGAAUAGACUCAAGCGGCCAUAUAAUGAUGGCUGAAUUUAUUAACCCUUCAAAUGAUUUUAUCUAUUUGAUGGCUCAUGUGUCAGAUCGCCCAGGGCUCGGCUCAUUUUUUGAUGGCUAUAAGUUUGCAUUAUUUAAAUUUACUAUACCAGUCUUCCUUAUAGAUCUCCUUAAUAACCCCAAAUAAAUUUAUAUUUAAAAUAUUCUGUCUAUUAACUAUUUAUACAAUAAAGAAUAUCAGCGAAUUGUUUGGAGAACAUGCUGCUCAGUAUAUGAAUUACAUUAAAUGGCUCAGAAUUGAAAAUCAAGCACAGAUAAACGCAUUCCGAGGGCUAAAGGACGAAUUUGCUGAAAAAGUAAAUGAGCAACACCACUAUUUUCAAAGUGGUAUGAGCCUGUGCAAAGAAAUUAAAGAAAGAGAUGAAAAUAUCCUAAAGACACAAGAAAUAAUAAGAAAUCUAAAUAUAGAGCUGGAAGAGCAGCAUACACAAAUAAAGACAGAAGAGCUUAAAAUAGAGUGCUAUUUCUGUGGACAGUCCUUAAAAAAAGUAAUUUUUCUUCCCUGCAAUCAUAUAGUAACCUGCAAAGACUGCUGCGAAAGAAAAAUGAAUUUAAAAAUCAAUUCAAAAGUCAACCGGAGAAUCACAUCUAUUUUAUGCCCAAUAUGUAAAGCCAAAAUCCGUGAAGCACACGAAAUAUAUUUUUAG
Molecule: messenger RNA, 1389 nt
Organism: Blepharisma stoltei
Lineage: Eukaryota; Ciliophora; Heterotrichea; Heterotrichida; Blepharismidae
Source: the annotation of a GenBank genome assembly